Verticillium dahliae VdLs.17 is the source of this 2058-nucleotide messenger RNA. Its product is annotated as alpha-L-fucosidase. Gene Ontology annotation, biological process: carbohydrate metabolic process. Gene Ontology annotation, molecular function: alpha-L-fucosidase activity. Lineage: Eukaryota; Fungi; Ascomycota; Sordariomycetes; Glomerellales; Plectosphaerellaceae. The transcript has 6 exons. The record is from RefSeq and is a predicted model, not a curated record. Bases 1 to 2058 code for a protein of 685 amino acids.
AUGUUACCCUCAAUUGGUGCCCAGACAGUUCUGCUCUUCGCUAAUAUUGCCUUGGUAACGGGGCGCUCACUUUCGUCCACAGUUCCAGCUACCCACGGCACUCGAAGUAGUGAUAUAUACCUCCUCAAGAAGGCCUAUCCUGUUGGUAAUGGGAAACUUGGAGCAAUGCCUCAUGGCCCCCCUGGUUUAGAGAAAGUAAUCAUCAAUGUUGAUUCUCUAUGGUCUGGUGGGCCAUUCGAAUCCGAGGUAGCUGUCCCCUGGUCACCUUUGCUUGGAAAAUCUGACAUGAUGGCACAGAGCUACUCAGGCGGCAACCCAACAUCUCCCAAAUACGAAGCACUACCGAGUUUGCGAGCGAACAUCUUCGCAAAUGGUACUGGACACGUCGAUCCUCUCCUGGGCGAAGGCGACCAUUUUGGUGCAUACCGAACCCUGGGGAACUUCAGUGUUGCUGUCGAAGAAAUAGGCGACUUUUCUGACUAUCGCCGGACGCUCGACUUGACCACAGGUGGAGCUACCUUUACUACUGUCGUCUACUGCAGCUUUCCAGCGAAGAAAACACUCACAAUUGUCAUUGGGGCAGAGACGAACUUUGAUCAGUCCAAAGGCAAUACAGAAAGUGGCUACAGUUUCCGUGGCGUGGAUCCUCACGAAUAUGUCGAACAAGUAACCAACGACGCUGCAAAACAAGGUCGCCGGAGACUUCUCGAAGGUCACCUUGAAGACUACCAGACUCUUCAAGGUAGUUUUACUUUUGAUCUCCCCGAUCCGAAUAACUCGGCGCAAAAAGAGACCGCUGCACUCAUUCAAGAGUAUGAUUCGGACGGCCCAGGAGAUCCCUUUUUGGAAGCUCUCUUGUUCGACUACGCUCGACAUCUUCUCAUCACAUCAUCACGAGAGGAUUCCCUUCCGGCCAACCUGGCUGGGCGGUGGACGGAAGAACUUUGGCCAGCUUGGAGUGGUGAUUACCAUGCCAACAUCAACCUCCAAAUGAACUACUGGGCUGCUGACCAGACAGGGCUCAGUCGGACCCAAGAUGCGCUUUGGAACUACAUGGAGAAAACUUGGGUACCUCAUCCGGCCGCUCCCGCAUGGAUGAUGCAGCACGUUUGGGAUAAUUUUGAUUACACACAAGAUGUCGGCUGGUUCAGGGAUCAGGGAUAUCCUCUGAUCAAGGGAGUUGCGGAGUUUUGGCUCUCUCAGCUGAUCGAAGAUGAUUUCAGCAACGAUGGAACACUGGUCGUCAAUCCGUGCAAUAGCCCGGAGCAUGGACCAACAACUUUUGGGUGCGCCCACUAUCAGCAAGAGAUCCAUCGCGUGUUUGAUACAGUCUUGUCUGGCGCUGAAUACGUUCAGGAAGACGAUGCUGGUUUUCUUGAAGAUGUCAAGUUUAGCCUCAAAAAGCUGGACAAAGGCCUUCAUUUGACCCACUGGGGCGGCAUCAAGGAAUGGAAGCUUCCAGAUUCUUUCGGCUUUGAAGAAAAGACUACGCAUCGCCAUCUUUCUCAUUUGACGGGUUGGCAUCCAGGAUAUUCGGUUUCGUCUUAUCUAGGCGGCUAUACGAAUGGUACGAUUCAGUCAGGCGUCAGGAAGACGCUGGAGUCUCGUGGCAAUGGUAACGGGCCUGACGCGAACGCUGCAUGGGGCAAGAUCUGGCGAUCUGCUUGCUGGGCGCGUUUGAACAACACUGACAUGGCGCAUUAUCACCUCCGCUACGCGAUCGAUGUCAACUUUGCCGACAAUGGCUUCAGCAUGUACUCGGCGCGCAACGAACCGUUUCAAAUUGACGCCAAUUUCGGGCUCGCCGGAGCGAUACUGAGUAUGCUGGUAGUCGACCUACCCCUGGCGCACGAUGCUCCCUCUCAAGAGAUCAGAACAGUGGUCCUUGGGCCUGCAAUCCCCGCAUCCUGGGCCGGUGGUAGUGUCAAAGGACUUCGACUUCGAGGAGGUGGCGCUGUUGAUUUUACCUGGAACGACGAUGGAGUAGUCACUGCAGCGGCAUUAACUGGAUCCCGAACAACAGUGAGGCUCGUAAAUGUCGAGGGUACGGUUUUGUAA